AUGUUCCAGGCGGGUUCGGACACCAUCAACAACGUCCUCAAGUGGGUUGUCCACUUGCUGGCCCGCUACCCUGACGUGGCGAAGAGAAUGCAGGACCAAAUCGACUCGGUGGUGCCCAGGGACGCUAUGGUAUCACUCAAUGACAAGCCAAGCUACUUUGCUGUCGCUGUUCUCAGUCUGCCGCUGGUCGAGGCGUUCGUCAUGGAAACGCUGCGCUACUCAUCCCUGCUACCCAUCAACGUCCAGAGGGCAGCUACCCGUGACACUACCAUCGGGGGGUACUUCAUCCCCAAGGGUGGGAACUUCAUCCCCAAGGUGGGAACUUUAUCCCCAAGGUGGGUACUUCAUCCCCAAGGUGGGUACUUCAUCCCCAAUGUAGGAACUUCAUCCCCAAGGUGGGUAUUUCAUCCCCAAGGUGGUUACUUCAUCCCCAAGGCGGGUACUUCAUCCCCAAGACAGUGCGCCGGGGAGGUGCUGGCCCGCAUGGAACUUUUCCUCUUCACGGCCGCGAUAGCGCAGAACUUCGACGUGAUGCCGGCCCCCACCGCCGACCUGCGCCGCGUCAAGGUGGCCACCCUGGGGGGCCUGCGCGCCCCCGAAGACCACGAGCUUAUAUACCGGCCACGAAUAUACACUCAGAAAAAUUAG
Messenger RNA from Hyalella azteca, 648 nucleotides. RefSeq names its product cytochrome P450 2C15. Bases 1 to 648 code for a protein of 215 amino acids. The record is from RefSeq and is a predicted model, not a curated record. The transcript is spliced from 4 exons. Lineage: Eukaryota; Metazoa; Arthropoda; Malacostraca; Amphipoda; Hyalellidae. Gene Ontology annotation, molecular function: monooxygenase activity; oxidoreductase activity, acting on paired donors, with incorporation or reduction of molecular oxygen; iron ion binding.